AUGACACCACGAAUCAUGGGUACGCAAGAAAACCUGACAAGCUGUGUAGCUGUAUACAGUGUUCAAUUCGACUUAAAAGUAGGCCCCACUACUCCAUCGAGAGACUUCCCCGUAUCCUUCAACCACGACAAAGCAGGUCGAGGGUACUGCAAGUGCGAUGAAUGGUUGACGGUGGAUAGUGAUCGCACGAUGAGCGACAACCCUCGAGAUGCACGAGAUCGUCAACGAUCUUCUGACGAUGGAAUAGUCGUCUUCGUUGAGCAACGAAUCCGUACCGUUCUCGGUUGGCCGAGUGAUGUUUUUUCCAUGGAUUGCGUUGCCAACAAUGGUGAUUCGGAGAUACCGCACACGCUCAUAAUAUUUAUUCCGGGAAAUCCAGGUUUAGUCGAAUGGUAUUUACCCGUCUUCAAAGCGCUUCUGGAACGUCUGGGUUCGGGGUACGCCGUGCGAGGAGUGGCCAAUGUGGGACAUUCGCGCUCUCCGGAACUAGUCGACGUCGAAGCACAAGGGAACAAAGCGAAUUUAUCAAUCCCUUGGACUGUCAAAGGCCAAGCUUUGCACAAAAUGGCCUUUGUGGACCUCGUUACCCGGGACUCUAUCAAGCAACGAGAGCAACAUGCUAUAAAACUGACAGGGACAGGAACCAAGGCGGCUUUUGGAGGGGGGAAAAGUGCGAUAUUGCCACCCCACCUCAUUUUUGUAUCGCAUUCCAUCGGCUGUCAUUUUACGCAGCGUCUAUGUGUUUGGAGGCCCGAUUUGUUGUCCCGAACGUGCAUGUUUCUAUUCCUCAUGCCGUUCAUCCGGAUGGAUGCCCCCGCUGCGCAACAGACAAUCUUGAAUCUUGCUGCAUCACACCCGGGAUUGAUCAUUCGAUGGCACGAGGCAAUUAUGCGCGUGUUGAAAAGCAUGCCACGCAGUGUUGUGGAUCGUCUGAUGCGAGGAACCAUAAGGGAACAAGCUGGCCGGGAUGUGGCGGUUGAUCUGGUGCGACAACCAAAGUUUGCUCGCAACUUUUUCCAACUCGGUCUGGAGGAAGUGCGCAUUCUUCCGCAAACCUACGAUGUAUCUGGCUUGCAAAUUCUCGGCGAACAAUGCCCGGUGUACAUUUUGAAUGCGGGGAACGAUCAUUGGUCGCCGGAAUCACACAUGGUGGACUUGUUGGAGUUGCGAGAUCAAAAGCGUAUACCUUCGACCGUGUCGGUGCAGUACGAACCAUCCUUGCGUCACGACUUUGUGAGUCACGUGGACCAGAUUCCGGUGGUCGUCGAGUUUUGCGUGGACCGUAUCGGAACACAAGGCCACCAGGUGGGCACCAUGGCGACGAGAUUCACCUCCGCAGCCGGAGCGCGCUCGCGACUUUAA
Phaeodactylum tricornutum CCAP 1055/1 is the source of this 1362-nucleotide messenger RNA. RefSeq lists its product with no specific name. Gene Ontology annotation, molecular function: lipase activity. Gene Ontology annotation, cellular component: lipid droplet. The coding region runs from base 1 to 1362 and encodes 453 amino acids. The transcript is spliced from 3 exons. NCBI's taxonomy places the organism in Eukaryota, Bacillariophyta, Bacillariophyceae, Surirellales, Neidiaceae. The record is from RefSeq and is a predicted model, not a curated record. Gene Ontology annotation, biological process: lipid storage.